Messenger RNA from Penicillium vulpinum, 1758 nucleotides. Its product is annotated as NYN domain-containing protein. Gene Ontology annotation, biological process: protein import into nucleus. The transcript has 2 exons. The coding region runs from base 1 to 1758 and encodes 585 amino acids. NCBI's taxonomy places the organism in Eukaryota, Fungi, Ascomycota, Eurotiomycetes, Eurotiales, Aspergillaceae. Gene Ontology annotation, cellular component: nucleus. The record is from RefSeq and is a predicted model, not a curated record. Gene Ontology annotation, molecular function: small GTPase binding; guanyl-nucleotide exchange factor activity.
AUGCUUAACUCAGAUCCCCCUGUCCCUUCAGCCUGGGACUUUACUCCAGUGCAUGACCUACUACGGUUGCCCAUCGACGGUUGCACGGCGAAACCCAGUCGCCACAAUCAAUCUACAGUCCCCUCAUUUGGUGAACAAGCCAAGGGUGACCCCCACUACACCACUCAUGGAAGGCUCACAGAAACUAUCUCUGAGCGGGCUAACCCAAAGCUUGGUGACUUUGAUUCUCUUUGGGAACUAUUCAAUGGGGGCCCUGCUCCUGCAUGUGUCUCGCCAACUUUAGGACCCACAAAGACCACCGAAUCUGAGCUAGGGAAGGUUCCAUCACUCGAUGAACUGCCUUCUGGCUCGGCAGCAAGACCCGCCAAAAAUGUCUCAUUCUCUGACUUCUUUGACAUUGAAACAUCCGUUCCUGUUUCAUCCUUCAACUCUUGUAUCAUCACUGAGUCAAAGCCACGGGCCCUCAAGGACACUAUCACCGGCAAUGACCCUUAUUCUUCUUCUAGUUCAAACACGUACGCGACAUGUAUUCCUGCUGGUUUGGGGGGUCAAUCUUUCACUAUUCUGAAGAGAAGCCCAGGUCAUGAGUCUUCUGGAAUGAGUGCCAAUGUGAAAUUUGGUACUCCACCGACCCCUCCAGUGGUGAUUGCUAGAGCUAGUGUUGGUGAUCUAACUGGUACUCCUACGGCGAAACGCAAGCUUCGGUCUCGUGGAAAAGAUUUCCGAAAGAACACGCGCAACAACCCAAUUACGUCCGAAGAAAGCGCUGGGCUUGAAUCGGAUACAAGUAUCGUGUGCGACUAUUCCAUUUCUGAUAGACCUGUGCCUAUUCCAUUUGCUUCAUCUCGUGUCAACAAGCUUGGAGCAAAGACUCGCCCUCUGGAUACCCCACCGUCGUCAUUUGAUGACAAUGACUGGACACUGAAUGCCGAUACCAUCCGAGGACAUGCUUCCUCUGGAGGUACUCGUGUGCGGUCUAUCCUGCACCAAUCGGCUGCGGAGCGAAGAGCCACCUUGAUGAUCAGACUUGUUGGCCAUUUCCCUACCUACGCCAACAUCGUGUAUCAAGUCGGACAGAUAUCCGAUAUUGACUCACCUCCUAUCCAUGUCUUUGUUGACAUGUCAAAUAUCAUGGUGGGAUUUCACGAUGCGGUGAAAACCUCGCGAAAUAUCCCUCUGUCGACCCGAAUUCCUCGUGUCCACAUGUCCUUCUCCAACCUCUCAUUGAUCAUGGAGCGCGGCCGCCAGGUCGCCAAGAAAGUCUUGGUCGGCUCUGAUCACCUUCCCUUUGCCGACGAAGCCGAGACACUCGGCUACGAAACGAAUAUCCUCGAGCGUGUACACAAGGUGAAGGCGGUCACACCCCGUCGCAAUCGUAAGUCGCGAAAGUAUCCCGGUUACAGUUCCCAGGGUGGAUCUAGCGGUCCUGAAACGGUCGCCGCCUCUGGAGAGCGAUGGGUUGAGCAGGGUGUGGACGAGAUCCUCCACCUGAAAAUUCUGGAGAGUCUUGUGGACACAGUAGACCCGGCGACGAUUGUUUUGGCGACGGGUGAUGCGGCAGUGGCCGAGUUCUCGGGCGGUUUCAUGAAGAUGGUCGAGCGCGCGCUGCAGCGCGGCUGGAACAUUGAGCUAGUGAGCUUCGCUCAGGGAACCAGCUAUGCAUACCGGAAGAAGGAGUUCCGGAUUCGGUGGGGAGAGCGCUUCAAGCUGGUUGAGCUUGACCGAUAUCUGGAGGAGCUCUUCCAAGAAGAGUUUUGA